Thermothelomyces thermophilus ATCC 42464 is the source of this 711-nucleotide messenger RNA. RefSeq lists its product as uncharacterized. Lineage: Eukaryota; Fungi; Ascomycota; Sordariomycetes; Sordariales; Chaetomiaceae. The record is from RefSeq and is a predicted model, not a curated record. The coding region runs from base 1 to 711 and encodes 236 amino acids. The transcript is spliced from 4 exons.
AUGACACACCCAGCCAGUACGGCCGCUUUGACCCGCCGAGCUGGAUGGCGUGGUAAACCACUCAUUACCUUCCUACGACAAGCCAACGAGCUCUACAGAACAGAUAUUGGUCUUGUUUUGGGAUCCCAUUCUGGAACCUCCAGCCACCGACAACCAGGUUUCGGGGUUCAAGAAUGCCGGUCUUCUGCCGGCAUCUUCGGGGUUGCCAAGGCGACCCAGUCCGGAGUACUAAUAUGCGUUUUCCGGGCUAAUGGGCUUGAUCGAUUUCCAAGUGUAGCCGCGCAGAACGAGAUCCAAUUCCCCGGGACCCGACUUCCCUCCCGGCGCCCUCGCCGGGCAGGGUUGACAGCCAAUCCUGAUGUUUGGUCCAGGUGUGACGCCAAGCCUGAAAAUAACCCUGGGUAUGUAUUUCCAAAUCGUGGCCUCCAUUCAAUGAUGCGGACGAUGACUACACAUUCUGCCCUUCAUCUUGAGAACUGGCCCGUAGCUCACCUCAGGUUGAGGCGUCAAAACCCGAGCCUGGUCCCAGUCCGCGCCAAACCUGGACUACGGAAACUUGCCUCCGACUCCUACGUCGGAGGACAGAUAUGCAGCCGACAAACGAAGGAACGCUACGAACGGGCGACCGAAGUUUGGAGCCAAGCCAUACUGCCCGCUGUCGGAGGCACGUUCGAAAGGGAAGUGGCGAUUACGCAAGGCACCGUCAUGUAG